Trichomycterus rosablanca is the source of this 4201-nucleotide messenger RNA. RefSeq lists its product as uncharacterized. The record is from RefSeq and is a predicted model, not a curated record. The coding region runs from base 1157 to 4201 and encodes 1014 amino acids. NCBI's taxonomy places the organism in Eukaryota, Metazoa, Chordata, Actinopteri, Siluriformes, Trichomycteridae. The transcript has 4 exons.
UCAGUGUGAUAACGGUCAUUUAUUAGAAGAUAAACGCAAAAAAGAAGAGCUCAGUGUUUCAGCAGAUGGAUUAGCUGACUAUGCUCAAGAAGUCUGUCAAGACCGCGGUGAAAUAAAAGAAAGAAAAGAGUCUGGUAAGGAGCCUAGCAAUUCAUCUUCUCGUCCAAGCUAUGUACAGCCUGUACCUGAACCGAACAUUAAACCCGAUCUUAAACUCAACACUGGGAAUCCUAAACCCAGUACCGAAUCAGGCUCUGUACCCAGUAGAUUGCCUAUAUCCAACAAUGUACCCGGACUUGAACCCAGUGAUCCUAAACGCACCGCUGAAUCCGACUCUUCGCCCAGUGGAGCUAUUCAACUCUGCACUAAAUCCGAUUCUGUGCCGUCUGCAUCAAGCGGAGUGCUCAAAUCCUGCCCUGACUCCGAUCAUACCCGGUUUGUACAGAGUGAACAUCCUAAACCAAGUGGAGAUGUCAGAUCCGCAACAACACUCGAUCCUGUCCAUCGUGUUCCGACUAGAGAGUCUAAACCCAGCGAUGAAUCUGUGUCGAUACACUCCAAACUGAAUCAAGCUCCCAAAUCUGUCACAGCGUCUGCUCCUGUAGAUCAGAAAUCAGCGUCCGGUUCUACACAUGGUAAAAUUAGUGGAGAUUCGAAACCAAGCAAGGAAUCAAAGCCAGUACUUUCACAGGGAAGAAAAUCCCAACUUCAACAGGGAGUCGAUUCCACACUGACCACUGAAUCAUUUAGCGUCGAUCCUAAACCGAGUAAUGAAUCUGGUCCUGUACAACCUGCGUGUAGUGGAGAUACUAAACCUGUCAGUAAAUCUGUGGAUGUAAAAGCUGCAUUUGUCAAAGAUCUCAAACCCAGCAAUGUGUCUACAUCAGCAAAACAUACAGUCAGCAAAGAUCUCAAACCCAGCACGCAGUCUGAUUCUGUAACACCUACUGCAUCUUCUCUGAAGCCUAAAGAUGGGAUCCAGGAUGAUGACCCUGGACUCAUCUGGUCUGACACAGAGGAGGAGUUUGAUUUCAAGCAGAGAGAUAAUGGUCCUGAACCCUUUCAAAGAAAGCUGAGGGACAAAGACAUCAGCUUUACCAUAGGACCAAAAAAGACACAAGAACAGGAGGAAGAAUUGACAGAUUUGAGUGUGGAAAUGGAGUGUGAUGGUGAAUCUCACGAAGUGGAAGAGGUGAAGGAUGGGAAAACUUUAGGAGAGGAAGAUGGUGAGCCUGUAAAAGAAGUGGAAAUGAAAGAUGCUGGAGGAGGAGAGGAUGAGGAUUGUCGUCAGACUCAUGCUGUGAAGAAGCCAAAGAAAAGUUGCCUGAAAUGCCAUGACUGUGGCAAGACCUUCCCUCGGCGGGAGGCAUAUGACCUUCAUCGCCACUUCCACAUGCAUCAGGAGGAGCAAGCCUCUCUUACCUGCAAAGAAUGCGGCCUGACAUUUCAGCAUCGCAGCAGCCUCAUCAAGCAUCGCAGUGAACACAAACGAAAUGGCAUGCCAGAACCAUCAUCGGUCUCUCCUAGACGCUCUCAUCAAAGAGAACUCAGGGAGGAAAAGGGCUACGCAUGUGACAGUUGCGGUGAACUAUUUGCUUCACUGAUCCGAUAUAAGCUUCACGCUUGCCAGGUGAGCUUGGAGAAGCCUUACCGCUGCCCGCUGUGCCGCAAAGAGUUCCAGUACAGAGUGUCCAUCAAUGCCCACAUGCAGAGCCAUUCAUUAGACAGUCCUUAUAGAUGCCUCGAGUGCAACAAGGGUUUUCAAUGUGCCGUGACCUUGCACAUCCAUCAGCGCUCCCAUGCUGCCUUAAAACCUUAUGAAUGCCCCGACUGUGGUAUGGUCUUCAGACACCGCUCACUUAUGGACGACCAUCGCCGGAAGCACACCGAAGAAAGGCCGCACCAGUGCACAAUAUGCUGCAAAAGUUUUAAAUACAGCAGCCUUUUGCAACAGCACCAGUACCUUCAUACUGGCCAGAAGCCAUACCGAUGUGCAGAAUGCGGGAAAAGGUUUGCGCUUGCGCAGAACAUGCGUGCACAUUGUCGGCAACAUAAAAAACGUCCAAGCUCCAUAUUUGGUAGGAAGAGUAACGAUAUGCCCAAUGGUGCAGAUUUUAAAACGAUUGGUAAAGAGAACACAAGCAAUGACUUGGAGCAGAAGCGUAACUGCCCACUUUGUCCUCAACUGUUUUACAGAGCUGCAGACCUUAGAGCACACAUGUUAUCACAUGAGGCAGAAUAUGAAAACCAACAAAAUCUUGGCAAAACAAGUGCCAAUGUCUACACCUGCUCAAUUUGCCAACUCCAAUUUCCAGACGAAUCAGCCUUACAGUCUCAUGAAUUGACUCAUCAAGUUCAGACUCCGCCUCAGAAAAGAGAAGCUCUCAGUGUAGCAAGUGCAACUAGUGGUAAUAAUUCAGCAGAGGGGGAUUGGGUAGACCAGUCAGAAAAGAAACCUUUAAAAUGCAAAGACUGUGGAAAAAGCUUUCAUUACCGAUCCGUUUUAGAGCUUCACAUGCGUAUCCACAACAGGGGUUACCAGUGCCAUGUUUGUAAAAAGUCAUUCAGAUUCAGCAGCUACUUGCAGCAGCACUUAAUUAUCCAUUCCGGCAAAAAGCCAUACAAGUGCCCAGACUGUGGAAAGGACUUUGCGUUUCUUCAGAACAUGAAGACUCACCAGAGACUGCAUCAGCAAAAACCUUUUCGGUGCACACAGUGCCGUAAGGGUUACAGUGAUGAGAGUCAAUUGCAGCGUCACAUGCUUUGCCACUCUGGAGAAAAGCCUUACAAAUGCAACCUCUGCAACAAGAGUUUUGGGCUAGCAUACUUGCUUCGUGACCACCUGAACACUCACACUGGGGAAAGACCUCACCGUUGCCAAGAGUGUCAUAAGUCAUUCCCUUGGCUUAGCAGCCUGCUUGUUCACCAAAAAAUCCAUGCAAGAAAGCGUCAAGCAAGUCAGUCAUACUCUUCAUUCAUUGGUUCUCAAAGAGGGAGGCCUAGUGGCCUUGGAAGAGGCAAGAAAAGUUGGCCCAGGAUGGGGGAAAGUGUGGAAGAUUCAACGGCCUUGCAACAGACCCCUUUUUCUAGUCAGAUUUUGCAGGGAACGGGGCCAAAACCGAUGGAGCAGGAGUCUUCUGCUUUCGAUCCAGAACAAGCUCAGAGCAUGCCUCUUAAGUUGCAGCAGCAAUGGCAAAUUCAAAUAGCAUCUCAGUUACAGCAACAAUCUAAGUGGCUAUCUGAAGGACAAACAAACAAGCAGCCUUGGCAGGCAGGGACACAUCUUAAACUUAUCUUGCCAAAACCAGAUGGUCUUUCAAAGCUUCCAUCUCACCAGCAAAGUCCUGGCUGGGCUGAUGUAUCACAGUCAGCUCAAGCUGGUACAGCUCCCAAGAAGCUUUCACAAGAUAAUGGUGACACAGGUUUAACUAGUCAGUUUUCCCCAACCAGCCCAUCAAAAGCAAAGAGUGACCAGGUGCAAGAAAGGCAACAACAGCCUCUUUCCAGGUUAAGUUCAACUUCAAAGUCACCAAGCAAAGCAGAGGGGCAUGAGGAUGAUGCUGAGUCAGACAAACCCAAUAACAAUACAGAUAAACAGCCUCAAGAGCAGCAGUCAACUGGUCUGGCCAGUUCAUCCAUAAGAAUGAGGGAAGAGCCUGAUAGUGCUUCUCUUAAUCGUAACAAUAAGCCUUUGAGUGUUGUAAUGCCUUUAGACAUGUCCAAAUCUUCAAACAUUCAAGACAAACCAAUAAAUGAAAAGGGGGGACAACAGCCCCCACGUCAGAUUAUGCAUCCUGCUUCACAACAGCCAUUGCAGCUGGUCCUCCAACCAUCACAGCAAAUACAGCUUCUUCAGCAGGCAGUGCAGCAAAUGCAGCCGGAGCAACUAAAUCAGAUGACUACUUUACAGCUUCUCCAACAGCAGUUUCAUCAGGCUCAGUCAAACCAGCUGGGAUCAGUCAGUGUUCAAUUUGGAGCUACUUCUUUCACUCACAGCAAUGGAGUGCAUCCAAUUGCCCGAUUGCGUCAUGCUUCCUCUCCACCAAUCCCCGCUAUGAUUGAGGAGAACGAAGCUAACCCACGCCCCCUCCGACACGUGGGCAGCAUGCCGUAUGCAUUUUAUCACCUGCACUUUGACGAGUGCAGUGCAGCUCAGCGUUGUGUACGGCGAGGACACAUUCUGAGAAACCGCGAGCUGUAA